AUGAUAAACAGAUAACAGUUUUACUUCAAAUAAUAAUUUUAUUUUUAUUCACUUUUAAGCUAAAAUGCUUGACAUUUAAUUUGAAAUGAUCAUUUUCAAACAGUUAAAGGUUCCUGUGUAGGUACAUAGAGUAAUUAAAAUAUAUUUAAAAUGGAGUUAUUAGUAGCUGGAUUUGACGACAUUAAAUUUAAUGUUGAAAUAGCUUUAGAUGAACAGCAUGGCGCUUUGCCAUUACCAUUUAACGGAAUGGACAAAUCAAUCGCAGCUGUUUGUUCAUUUUACCCUAAAGGUGCAUGUGCAAAAGGUGCAUUGUGUCCAAUGAGACAUGUACGUGGAGAUCGAACUGUUGUUUGUAAACAUUGGUUACGAGGUUUAUGUAAAAAAGGUGAUCAAUGUGAAUUUUUACAUGAAUAUGAUAUGACAAAAAUGCCAGAAUGUUAUUUUUAUGCUCGAUUCAAUGCAUGUCAUAAUAAAGAAUGCCCAUUUUUACAUAUUGAUCCAGAAAGUAAACUAAAAGACUGUCCCUGGUAUGAUCGUGGAUUUUGUCGUCAUGGUCCACAUUGUAAACAUAAACAUGUACGUCGUGUUUUAUGUAUGAACUAUGUUGCAGGUUUUUGUCCUGAUGGUCUUAAUUGUAAAUUUGUUCAUCCAAGAUUUGAGUUGCCUGCCUAUCAACAACAUGAUGCAAAUCAAAAAGAUGCUAAAAAACUUGUUGUAAUUUGUCAUUUUUGUGGUGAUACUGGUCAUAAAGCCAUGUAUUGCCAUAAAAUGGUAUCAGACUUAGUAAAAAUUAAACCAGAGUUGGAAAAUAAUGAUCAACCACAGGUCAAUAAUCAACCAGGAUUUCAAAGAAAAUUAAAACCCUUAGAAGAAGUUACUUGCUAUAAAUGUGGGUUCAAAGGUCAUUAUGCUAAUAAAUGUCCUAAAGGUCAUUUAGCCUUUUUGUCAUUACAACAAAACCAAGCCAUUCAAAAUAAUAACCAAGGUGUAUGACUGACAUUUAUUUAAUUGUAACUUAAAAUUUAAUAAAUGUGUUCUUCAUCAUUUUCA
This is a messenger RNA of Daktulosphaira vitifoliae (grape phylloxera), 1050 nucleotides long. It is a transcript of the gene Clp, whose product is annotated as cleavage and polyadenylation specificity factor subunit 4. The transcript is spliced from 5 exons. NCBI's taxonomy places the organism in Eukaryota, Metazoa, Arthropoda, Insecta, Hemiptera, Phylloxeridae. Bases 151 to 993 code for a protein of 280 amino acids. Gene Ontology annotation, molecular function: RNA binding; zinc ion binding. The record is from RefSeq and is a predicted model, not a curated record.